This is a messenger RNA of Monosiga brevicollis MX1, 939 nucleotides long. RefSeq lists its product as uncharacterized. The coding region runs from base 1 to 939 and encodes 312 amino acids. Gene Ontology annotation, molecular function: triacylglycerol lipase activity. Gene Ontology annotation, cellular component: membrane; lipid droplet; cytoplasm. The record is from RefSeq and is a predicted model, not a curated record. The transcript has 3 exons. Gene Ontology annotation, biological process: lipid homeostasis; triglyceride catabolic process. NCBI's taxonomy places the organism in Eukaryota, Choanoflagellata, Craspedida, Salpingoecidae.
AUGCAUAGCACGGGGGCUCAUCAGCCAUUUGCAGCCCGUCGAGAGCAGCCCGAACGCGAUGUCAUUGCCUUCUCUGGUUGUGGGUGGAUGCUGCCAUACCACAUUGGAGUAGCACACGGCCUCGUAGCGGCUGGCCGCAUCCGCCAGUUUACCCGCUUUGCAGGUGCAUCCGGCGGGUCGCUCAUUGGCGCCUACCUGGCAUGUGCCAUUGACCCGGAAACCGUGCUUGAGGCACACCUCUAUCAGUCGGAAAUUUGCCGCCAGGAAGGCACAUGGUGGAAGCUUCGUCGCCUGCUAGAGCACAUGAUGGACGAAACCUUGCCUCACAAUGCGCACAUCAAGUGCUCGGGCCGCCUCUCAGUGGCCAUGACUCGGCUGUGGCCACGCCCUCGUCUACGCCCAGUAUUUGUGUCCCAUUUUCCAGAGCGGCAAGACCUCAUCAACGCCCUUCUCUCCUCCUGCAUGGUACCGGGCUAUCUGGACGCCGCCCUCAUCUCCCGCUUCCGCGACUGGUACGUCAUUGACGGGGGCACUUGGCAGCUGGUGCCGCGAAUUGCCGGUGCGGUCAAGGUGUGCCCCUUCCAAGCACCGUUUCCCCGCUCCCAGGGCGUCAAGCUGGACAUUUCACCCGAGCUGACGCCCGAUUUUCCCUACACCAAGCGCGAGCUCUGGUCCUUAUGCUACAACCCCGCGGACAUGACCACUGCUCGUGAAAUACACAACUGGGGCCUCAAGGCUGCCAACGUCUGGCUAGAUACCUCGGAUAAAGGCCGACCCCGUUGUACCACCAAUGCGGCGAGCCGCUGGCCCAGUGGAAUCCCACGCGUCGGUACUGCACCCAUACCAACACCCCCGCAGGGCCCGCCCGCAGCCCCAUCAGCCAACCCCGGUGCCGGAUCUUCUCGGCCCAACAUCAUAUCUCAUUUAACACCCAAAUAA